AUGAGGUCGUAUCAAAUAAUAGCUGCGCUGAGCGUGAUGACGGCAUGUACCAUGGCCAUACCGAUUUUUGUCGAAGGAGGACCUCGAUCCCAGAGCUCAGAGUCAGCCGAAAAUUACGCACCCAAAGCAUACAAGUUCGAUUACGCGGUUCACGAUCCGGAAACGUACGACGUGAAGAGCCAAUGGGAAGCGCGAGAGGGUGACGUGGUCAAGGGAGCAUACAGUGUUCUGGAACCUGAUGGCGCCAUGAGGCUGGUCGAGUACACCGCUGAUCCGGAAACAGGUUUCAACGCGGUGGUUAGCCGGUCUGACAGCGGAAACACGGGCUACAGGAAGCCCAGCAAUGACGCGUUCGACUUCUGAAUCGGCGUCCGCUAAGCCGGCGACCCUCCACGCCGUUGGGGCAUCCGAUUUCCGGUGUGCGGUAGUACCGACAACGACGACAAUGAUAACAUAUUAUUAUAAACAUAAUACUAUAUUAUCAUUAUAGCGUUGUCGUAUUGCUACACCGUACACCGUCGUCGUCGCCCGAUUAUAAUACAUAAUAUAGUACGAUUAUUUUAAUAUAUUAUAAAUACGUUAUUUCCCGUUCUUCCCCCAACAGCAUGCGUAGAAUCUAAUUUUACUAGAAAAAAAUCAUACUAUAUUUUUAUACUUUUAUAAUAUAAUAAAUACUGCAGGUACGUGUGUGUACUGGACUAUGCGUGGUGUGCAUACUGCAUACCCAUAAUUAUAUGUAUGUAAAUUUUUAAUCACCUGCAUUGUUAAUCAUUUGUAUUGUUAUUAGUAUUAUUUUAUAUUGGUUUGUUUUUAAAAUG
Messenger RNA from Melanaphis sacchari, 818 nucleotides. Its product is annotated as cuticle protein 19-like. The record is from RefSeq and is a predicted model, not a curated record. NCBI's taxonomy places the organism in Eukaryota, Metazoa, Arthropoda, Insecta, Hemiptera, Aphididae. Gene Ontology annotation, cellular component: extracellular matrix. The transcript has 3 exons. Bases 1 to 363 code for a protein of 120 amino acids.